CUAGAUUAUAGUAGCACAGCAAAUAGAUAUAUUUUAUUAUUUUUAUUUCAUAUUAUAUUUGCAUAAAUAAAUUUAAUUAAAACUUUUUUCAAUUACUUUAUUUGUCAAAAUGAAUUCAUUAAAUUUGUGGGCUUUAAUUUUGAUUUCGUGUAACAUCAUGGUAUCUGGUAAUACUACCAACCGGAAUUCACAGAUAAUGACCACGAACGAUGAUAAAUCAGCGGUUAGAAUACAGAUCUAUUAUUCGCCUUUAAGCACAAAUGCAAUCAAUUUAUUGAGGGCCCAUAGGGAUGGCCAGGCCAGCGGUAUUUAUGCAAUGGUCAAUACGGCCGCCACCGCACCCACCACGGUCAAAUAUACAUUGGAUGUAGAUUUUAUACCAUGGGGUACGGCAACUAGGACAGUGGUCCAAAACAAAUUUGCGUACCAGUGCCAAAACAAUGAUGCUGAGUGUAAAGGCACCAGACUUCACGCUUGCAUAGCGCGUGGUCGCAUUAGCCAAUAUACCAACUUUAACAAAUACAGAAUGGUAAUGUGUACGACAGCGGGCACUGAUUGGACCACAAACCCCCUGGCCAAUUUAGAAACCUGUGCCACUUCUACCAACCAGAUUGACGGUGACGGACCACUAUUAACAACCUGUGCCGCAGAGGCCAGCGUUGACGGUAACGGCUAUUUAGAUGAAACAAUGGGCGCUACAAUUGCUCUCAAUCAUGACAUGACUGAGCCUGUGGUUGUGAUCAAUGGUGUGGUUAAUACGGCAGCUGUAGCUAAUCUUAAAAAUCAAGUGUGCCUGGCUAUUGCCACAGCUAACAGGCCAGCCACAGAGUGCACUGGUGUAGUUGACCCGACUCCGGUCAAAUCAAAAGUCAACGUACAGCUCUAUUACACACCAUUCGCCCAGAAAUCUAUUGAUUUGAUCGCGCUUAACGCCGAGGGAAACGCCCGUGGUGUUUAUAGUUUAAUUAAGGACCAGUUGGCAGAGAAUGCCCAGGUCAAAUAUGAUAUUAAUUUCGAGUAUAUACCGUGGGGUAGAGCCACCAAAACCCGCACAACUGAUGAUAAAGUGCAAUAUACUUGUGUAGAGGGAGAUACUGAUUGCAAGGCAACCAGACUUCAUGCAUGCAUAGAGAAAAACCACAACACCCUGUUGAAAGCGGGUCAGCAAUUUUUGAUGAUCGUUUGCACCAUUACGGAGGGCACCUGGAAAGCAAACCCUCUCGAUAAAGUGGCUUUUUGUGCCAAUAAGAUCAAUAAUGUAGCCCUCGAUAAUACUGUGUUAACCACAUGUGCCGGCAAAGAGAGCACAGAUGGCAACGCCUAUCUAAACGAAAUGUUUGGUGCUACCAGUCAACUCAAUCCACUAAUUACUGAGGCUACUGAUCCGGUUGUGCUAAUCAAUGGCAAACGCAAUGCGAAGGCAUUGACUGAUCUCCGGACUGAAGUGUGCUAUGCGUUGCCGCCUGAAAGUAGACCUGAUGUGUGCAAUUUACCGGCUGAGCCUCCGGUUUGCACAACACCAGCUCCUGUACCCAGUAGUAGCACCGAUGCUAACGAGUCAACUACCGCUGCCGGUGCGGCCGUCUAUGUGAACAUGUUUACUGUGGUUUCCACCAUUAUCAUGGUCAUUUACAAUGCUAUGUGAUCACGACGUGAAACUUAAUGUUACAUAUCAUAUGUUACAAGUACAGAUUUUAUGUUAUAUUAUUAUUUAAGUAAAAAAGUUAUUUAAUUUAUAACAUUUAUAAAAGUCUUAAGCAAAGAGAGUUAUAUUAUAAAGUUA
This is a messenger RNA of Medioppia subpectinata, 1783 nucleotides long. NCBI's taxonomy places the organism in Eukaryota, Metazoa, Arthropoda, Arachnida, Sarcoptiformes, Oppiidae. The record is from the annotation of a GenBank genome assembly.